Messenger RNA from Lactuca sativa (garden lettuce), 687 nucleotides. RefSeq lists its product as uncharacterized. The record is from RefSeq and is a predicted model, not a curated record. Gene Ontology annotation, molecular function: zinc ion binding. NCBI's taxonomy places the organism in Eukaryota, Viridiplantae, Streptophyta, Magnoliopsida, Asterales, Asteraceae.
AUGGAAGAGUUUAGUCAGUAUGAUAAGGAGGCAUGUGAAUGGUUGAAGCAAAUUCCUCUUGCACAUAGGGCAAGGAGUCAUUUUUCAGGAAGAGCAGUUUCUGAUGUCUUGAUAUCAAAUAUAUGUGAAGUGUUUAAUGGGAAGAUAGACAAAGGAAGGGAUAAACCUGUCAAUGGAUGUUUAGAAUACAUAAGGGAGUAUCUAAUGAAGAGGAUAUGUAAUGUCAUGAAGGAAAUGAAAAAGGCUAAAGGUCCAUUAACACCCACAGCAACAGACAUCCUAGUUGCAAGAAAAACAGUUGCUUCACAAUACAUUACUGUUGGGUGGAAUGGGGGAGACAAGUAUCAAGUCACAGGAGCUUUACAGUAUCAACAGGUGGUGGAUGUUAAGAACCGAACAUGCACUUGCAGAAAAUGGAAAUUAACUGGAAUUCCAUGCAAACAUGCAAUUGCAACUCUGAAUGAAAUGAUUAAAGACCCAGAGGCUGAGCUUGACAUUUACAAAUGGGUUCACAAGGUGUAUUUUCUAGAUACAUGGAAAAAAGCUUAUUCAUUUAAGGUGGAGCCAAUUAAGGGGAGAUCCAUGUGGCCCAAGAAUGAAUGUCCCACAAAGCUAAUCCGUCCUCCACAUCGCACUCGGGUGGAAGGCCUAAGAAAAAAAAGAAGACAAAGUGAGGGUGAAAGUUAA